Molecule: messenger RNA, 2289 nt
Organism: Rhodofomes roseus
Lineage: Eukaryota; Fungi; Basidiomycota; Agaricomycetes; Polyporales; Fomitopsidaceae
Product: beta-xylosidase
Exons: 4
Coding region: 1-2289 (762 amino acids)
Biological process (GO): arabinan catabolic process; xylan catabolic process
Cellular component (GO): plant-type cell wall
Molecular function (GO): xylan 1,4-beta-xylosidase activity; alpha-L-arabinofuranosidase activity
Source: RefSeq, a predicted model, not a curated record
AUGGCCACCUUGCUUGCCCUCGCAUGCCUGGCCCUUGCCACGAAUGUCUAUGCCAUCUACCCUGAUUGCGCCAAUGGGCCGCUAGCGUACAAUACAAUCUGCGACUCCUCGGCGACGCCAGUGGACCGUGCAACUGCUUUGGUCGGUCUCUUCACUCUCGAAGAGAAAAUCAACAACACCGGAAACACCGCCCCCGGCGUACCCCGUCUUGGGCUUCCUGCAUACCAAUGGUGGCAAGAAGCCUUGCAUGGCGUCGCUGAAUCUCCCGGUGUCAACUUCUCUGGGUCUGGGGAGUUCAGCUAUGCGACAUCCUUCCCUCAGCCCAUCCUCAUGGGUGCUGCGUUUGACGAUGCUUUGAUCAACGCUGUUGCAACGGUAGUCAGUACGGAAGGACGUGCAUUCGCCAACAACAAUCAUUCUGGGUUUGACUUCUGGACGCCGAACAUUAACCCAUUCAAGGACCCUCGUUGGGGCCGAGGUAUAUUAUUAUGUCAGGAGACCCCCGGGGAGGAUCCCUUCCACCUGCAAUCAUACGUGUACAACCUCAUCACCGGUCUACAAGGUGGCUUGGACCCUGAGUUCAAGCGCGUGGUCGCAACAUGCAAACACUAUGCCGCGUAUGACCUGGAGAAUUGGAUGGGCAACGUGCGCUACGGCUUCGACGCGCUCGUCUCGGUGCAAGACCUCUCCGAGUUCUACACACGCUCAUUCCAGACUUGCGCACGUGAUGCGAACGUCGGCGCGUUUAUGUGUUCCUAUAACGCGGUCAACGGCGUGCCGUCCUGCGCCAACUCGUAUUUGCUCCAGGACAUCCUUCGCGGGCACUGGAACUGGACGAACGAGGACCAGUGGGUCACCUCCGAUUGCGAUGCCAUCCAAAACAUCUAUGAGCCGCACUACUACGCGCCGACUCGUGCGCAGACCGUCGCGGACGCGCUGAACGCGGGCACGGAUCUUGACUGUGGGACGUACUAUCCCGACUUCCUCGGCGCAGCCUACAACGAGAGCCUAAUUAAUGUCACGACGCUCGACACGUCGCUCAUCCGCCUGUACGCGUCCCUCGUGAAGCUCGGGUACUUCGAUCCAAUUGAAGACCAGCCCUACGGCCAGCUCGGAUGGGCUAACGUUAGCACUCCAGAGGCCGAGCAGCUCGCGUACACCGCCGCCGUCGAGGGUAUCACGCUGCUGAAGAACGAUGGCACACUGCCGCUCUCGAAGGAAAUCAAGUCUAUCGCGCUCAUCGGCCCGUGGGCGAAUGCGACGACGCAGAUGCAGGGCAACUAUUACGGUGUCGCACCAUACCUCAUCAGUCCGCUCAUGGCGGCUGAGGCACUGAACUACACUGUGUAUUACUCGGCAGGCCCUGGCAUCAACGAUCCCACCACGCCAUCGUACCCCGCGGCCUUCGAGGUCGCGUCCCAGGCAGAUGCUAUAAUCUAUGCUGGUGGCAUCGACACCACGAUCGAAGCUGAGGCCAUGGACCGCUACACGCUCGACUGGCCGGGUGUGCAACCCGACUUCGUUGAUCUCCUCUCGCAACUCGGCAAACCGCUGGUUAUCCUCCAGAUGGGCGGCGGGCAGAUCGACGACUCAUGCUUCGUCCCAAACCCGAACGUGAACGCGAUCAUAUGGGGUGGUUACCCUGGACAAUCCGGCGGAGCUGCGCUCAUGGAUAUCAUUGUCGGGAAUGCCGCGCCCGCAGGUCGCCUCCCAAUCACGCAGUACCCGAUCGACUACGUCAACCAGGUCCCGAUGACAGACAUGUCGCUCCGCCCGAGCGCGACCAACCCCGGCCGCACGUACAUGUGGUACACAGGCACGCCUAUCUUCGAGUUCGGGUACGGGCUGCACUACACGAACUUCGCUGCGGCUCUGAGCGCGCCCUCCGCGUCGAGCUAUGACAUACAGAGCCUCGUCGGCGCGUGCUCGGGCGUGGCGUACCUUGACCUAUGCCCCUUCGAAUCGUACACGGUCAACGUGACGAACACCGGGAGCACGUACACGUCCGACUACGUCUCCCUGCUCUUCGUGGCGGGUGUGCACGGCCCCGCGCCGUACCCGAACAAGGUCCUUGUUGCGUACGACCGCCUGCACGGCGUCGAGCCGCUGUCAAGCCAGACAACGACGCUCAACCUGACGCUCGGGUCACUCGCGCGCAGAGACGAGUACGGAAACACGAUUCUGUACCCGGGGGACUACACGCUGCUCCUCGAUGUUGAACCCCUGAGCACGCAGACCUUCACCCUCACGGGUGAUCCCGCGGUCCUGGACUACUGGCCCCAGCCUUGA